ACGCUGCCUGCAACGUGACAACUUAGGAAAGUCACAAUGUAAUUGGUUGGAAGAACUGUAGAAGCAGUUGCCGACAUACUGACGUUGAAUGUGUUGUGCUGUUGAUUAUUUACAUUUGAAGAGCAAGUGCGAAGCAAAAUAGCUGAAGAAAAUUAUUACACUUAAUAGAAUUUCAGAGAGUCUAUAUGUGCCAUUUAUGGUUUCAAGUUUGUUGUUCGCACUUAGUUCAGUUGUUUAUUCGCCAUUGAACGUUAUGAUCUGAUGUGUCAAGGUGUUGAGAGGCAGUAGAUCUGAUAUUUUCGUUCCAAACAUAAUUCAGGAUGCAUUCUAUUGAAGAACUCGGGACAAACGUUCCCGCAUUCCUAGCAAAAUUAUGGAAAAUGGUUGAAGACCCUCAGACGAAUGACUUAAUAAGUUGGAGUUCGACUGGCACAAGUUUCUUUAUACGCGACCAGGCUCGAUUUGCUCGAGAACUGUUACCUUUGUACUAUAAACAUAACAAUAUGGCUAGCUUUGUUCGGCAGUUGAACAUGUAUGGUUUCCAUAAAGUUGUGUCAAUUGAAAGUGGUGGUUUGAAAGUUGAUAAAGACGAGAUGGAAUUUGCACAUCAGUGUUUCCUAAUGGGUCAUCCUUACCUGUUGGAGCACAUUAAAAGGAAGAUACCUGUUAACAAAACAGAAGAUGGCCGUUCGGGAACAAAGCCAGAACUUGUAAAUAAGGUUUUAAAUGAAGUAAAAAAUAUGAAAGGACGUCAGGACACUUUGGAUUCUCAACUUGCUGCAAUGAAAAGAGAAAAUGAAGUUCUGUGGAGGGAAGUGGCUGUAUUAAGACAAAAACACAUGAAACAGCAACAAAUUGUGAACAAGUUAAUUCAAUUCCUCGUAUCAAUGGUGCAGUCAUCACGAAAUGGAGGCAUUGGAGUGAAGAGGCAUUACCCCCUUAUGCUCAAUGAUAUCACAAAUCGACCAAGCAAGUCACCCAAGCUGAGUGAAGACACUUCAGAAAUGAAUUCUGUUACAGAUAAUCACUCUCCUACUGGGCCAGUCAUUCAUGAAUUAGAUCCAACAGAACUGCUGGACGACUGUGGAACAGUUACGGAAGAGAUGCCUAACAAUGAUUUCCUAGCAUCAAAUCUAUACAGUGCUGAAAUUGGUGAAGUGCGUAGUCCAGCAUCUCCUGCAGAGAAAACUCAGAACACGAGAAACUCUACAUUGGAAGAUCCUGAUGUACUGUUAGAACUGGCUGAAGAAUAUCCAUUAAAUCCAGAAAUUCUUAUAUCAGUUUCUGAAACAGAUAAUUUGACAGAAAAUGUAUCAAAAACACAGAAAUCAAAAGUGAAAAUAGAAAGUUCAAAGGCAAAGAAGCGCAAAAGUAAACUGCUGAAUAAUCUUAAACAUAAAACUGUACCUCAGAAGAAAUAUCAACUUGACAGGUCCAUUACACUGGAGAGAGUUAAUGACAAAGUAAACUCCUACGUAUAUGAAAAUAGUGGGAAGACAAUACCAAAAAGUGGAACAGAUGACAUUGAGAUAUCUUUGGUGGCUGCAAAUGAUGCUGCUAUUUCUGCUAUUAGUAAUGCAGCAGCAGCUGCUGCAGCAGUAGCAAAGACUGAGACUGAUACAUUAGGAUCAUCAGAUUGCAAAACAUUUGUUCCAAGUGAGCCUUUGAAUAUUGACAAAGUGCCACCAUCCAGUGCUUCAAAUGGAGAAGCGAACUUGACUCUUGCAUGUGCUGGCAACAAUGCAUCUGAGAAUUUUAUUAACAGAGAAGAACUGGACUCCCAUCUGGAUUCAAUGCAGAAUGAUCUGGAUGGUCUGAAGGAGUUACUGAAAGGUGAAGGCUACAGUUUGGAUGCCAACACCCUUCUGGGGGUACGUCAAACCGUGCUUGGCCUUGAAAAAGAUGCCAUGCUAAAGCUAUUUGGAGGAGAUGACCUUAUUUCGUAUGGUAUUCAUCUAGCUCCAGGACCAGAAGGUGAACAAAAACGUAAAGAUAACAAUGUGGCUGAUCCACUCGUUUCAGGAAGUGAGUUAAUGACAUAUCCUGGGGACAUUUUAGACUUUUCUGAUAUGUGCCAGAGUUCAGAGGAAGAAUGGAUUUUACCUGGAUCACCACCAGACUUCCACUUCAAUAGUGGGUCACCUUCAGCCAACCCAACUACAGAUCUAGCAACGCCUAGUCCGCAGAGUCUGAACACCCCUAAAAUAUGUCAAUGAAUUUUACUUUCUGCUUGUAAAAUUUGUCUGCCUGGUAUUAUUUAUAGAUUGUGAUCUUAGCUGCUAUACAUUUAACAAAUAUUGUUUUAUAUGUAAACAUACACACAAAUGUAAAAGCAUCUGGAAUAAGCGAUUAUAUUCAGCCAGCUACAAUGUUUACUGGAACAGCUGAGUGUUCUAGGACUGUUAUUGAAACUGUGUUACUUCUGUGCUUUUAAAUGUGCAUUUAAUGUUGUAAUCUAGUUUUGGUAUUGGAUACGGUCAUAGAAAGUGUAAAUAAAAAUAAUUGUAUAAAAAGAAACUCAUACUUAUGGAAGUAAUGGAGCUACUACUUGCACAUAUGUAUUUAUGAAAGCUGUUGUAUGACAAUAGCAUGUACAAUUACAUGGGUGAAAACAUGGAUGUUUUUGUAUAAUACAUAUCUUGUUCAUGCGCUUUCACUAAAAUGAAAUUUUGUACACACAUUACUUUUUUAUUUUCAUAAAAUUCUAAUUGGCACAAAC
Schistocerca serialis cubense is the source of this 2719-nucleotide messenger RNA. It is a transcript of the gene Hsf, whose product is annotated as heat shock factor protein. Bases 321 to 2216 code for a protein of 631 amino acids. NCBI's taxonomy places the organism in Eukaryota, Metazoa, Arthropoda, Insecta, Orthoptera, Acrididae. Gene Ontology annotation, molecular function: sequence-specific DNA binding; DNA-binding transcription factor activity. Gene Ontology annotation, biological process: regulation of DNA-templated transcription. The transcript is spliced from 11 exons. The record is from RefSeq and is a predicted model, not a curated record.